AGCGGAAGGCGCUGAACGUCACUCGGCACAAGAGGAGGAGCGGCAGAGCAAUCUGGGAGGUGUUUGUUUUACGUUUUAUAUAACGAAAUUCUUAAAAAUGUAAACCCUAAUACCGUCAGCAACUGGAUUUCUAAAACCAACACCGGGACCACAAUAACGCAACGACCUCGAUUCCGUGUUUUGUAAGGAAGUCCCUGUUCCCUGGAGCAGCAGGCGCCUGGAACUCCCAGCUGGCAGAAUGUCACCCAUCGGCAACGACUGCCCGCAUUUGGAAUCUGUGGGCGAGAUCACUAAAGAAGAACUGAUUCAGAAAUCUCAUGGGAAAUGCCAGGAUUGUAAAGUUGGCGGUCCAAACCUUUGGGCAUGUUUGGAGAACGGCUGCGCCUACGUCGGCUGUGGAGAAUCUCACGCUGAUCACAGCACAGUUCACUCCCAGGACACCCAACAUAACCUGACUGUGAAUCUCACCACUCUGCGAGUCUGGUGCUACGCCUGUGGAAAAGAGGUGUUUCUGGAGAGAAAGCUUGGACCCCGCUCCCCGGUGUCAUCCCCUAAACCACACACACAGAUUCAGAACCAUGUGCAGGAUACCAAAGUCCCUGGAAGUCCAGCACUGAAGCUCCCCCAAGCAGCUGUCUUUGAUGACCUAGAUACUGAGAUGGAAGAACACAAAUUCAGAACAAGAGGUAGUCGCAUAUCAUUUCCACUUGGUCUCACUGGACUGAAAAACAUUGGGAACACGUGUUACAUGAACGCAGCUCUCCAGGCACUUUCAAACUGCCCGCCUUUGACCCAGUUUUUUGUGGACUGUGGUGGUUUGGUGCGUACUGACAAGAAGCCAGCUCUGUGUAAGAGCUAUCAGAAGCUGGUUUCAGACAUCUGGCACAAGAACAGACCUGGAUAUGUUGUUCCAACUAACUUGUUCCAAGGAAUAAAGGCAGUUAAUCCAAUGUUUCGUGGCUAUUCACAGCAGGACUCCCAGGAAUUCCUGCGCUGUCUGAUGGAUCAGCUUCAUGAGGAGCUGAAGGAGAGCCUGCUGGAGCUGGACGAGGGCCCCCCGGACAUCAGCAUGGACGAGAACAUGGAGGAGGACAAAAGCCAGUCCGACAACGACUUCCAGUCCUGCGAGUCGUGCGGAAGCAGUGACAAGGCAGAGAGCGAGACCAAUGUCAAGCUGCUCACAGAAGGGCCCACCGAGGCUGAGAUGCUCAUCUCUGACGAGGUGAAGAACCAGAUGAAUAAUAAAGACUGGCAGAAAGAGAAGAACCUCAUUAACAAGCUGUACCGAGCCAGCUCGUCCGAGGACUUGGAUAAAGACAUUGACACAGCGGCAGAAGCCACCCCCUUCAUCGGCAACCAGGGAACUGUCAAAGUGCAGAUACAGAGCAGGCUGUCAGACUGUUUCCCCGAUUUCCAUGUAAACAGUUCCUCAAGGCCCCACAGCCCCUCGCCCAAUGAAGGAAUCCAUCCUAAACUCUCCAGUAGCCCCCCGAAAUCUACUUCUGUCUGGCCAUCUUCGCACAAGAAAGUUGCACCAUUUUCCUCUCCGAAGAAGACGACACAGAAAAAGUACAGGAGUGUAAUUUCUGAUGUCUUUGACGGCACUAUCGUCAGUUCAGUGCAGUGUCUGACUUGCGAUCGGGUAUCUGUCAUAUUAGAAACCUUUCAGGACAUCUCCCUGCCAAUCCCAGGUAAAGAAGACCUGGCCAAGCUCCAUUCCUCCACACACCAGACUUCACUGGCCAAGGCCGGCUCCUGUGGGGAAGCGUACGCACCUCAGGGCUGGGUAUCGUUUGUGAUGGAAUAUAUCAAAAGCUGGUUUUGGGGUCCUGUGGUAACCCUGCAAGACUGCCUGGCUGCCUUUUUUGCAAGAGACGAGCUCAAGGGGGAUAACAUGUACAGCUGUGAAAAAUGCAAAAAGUUAAGAAAUGGAGUUAAAUUCUGCAAAGUACAGAGUCUUCCAGAGAUUCUAUGCAUUCACUUGAAGAGAUUCAGACAUGAGCUCAUGUUCUCAACCAAAAUUGGCACCCAUGUGUCCUUCCCUCUGGAGGGCCUGGACCUGCAGCCAUUUCUCGCCAAGGACUGCGCUGCUCAGACCACCUCCUACGACUUGCUGUCAGUCAUCUGCCACCAUGGGACAGCCAGCAUAGGUGGUCAUUACAUAGCUUACUGCCGAAAUGAUCUGAACAGCCAGUGGUACGAGUUUGAUGAUCAGAGUGUCACCGAGGUGUCAGAGUCCAGUGUCCAGAACGCGGAGGCAUACGUGCUCUUUUACAAAAAGAGCAACGAAGAGGCCCAGAAAGAGCGUCGGAAAGUCUCCAACCUUCUGAACAUGAUGGAGCCAAGUCUGCUGCAGUUCUACAUCUCCCGCCAGUGGCUGAAUAAGUUUAAGACAUUUGCUGAGCCCGGCCCAAUUUCCAACAAUGAUUUCCUCUGUGCUCAUGGAGGUGUACCACCUCAUAAAUCUGCAUAUAUUGAAGAUAUUGUUUUAAUGCUGCCACAGAAUGUAUGGGACCAUCUGUAUAGCAGGUAUGGAGGAGGACCAGCUGUUAACCAUCUGUAUGUGUGUCACACUUGCCAGAAUGAGAUUGAGAAACUAGAAAAAAGAAGAAAAAUAGAACUGGAUAUGUUUGUUCGGCUGAACAAAGCAUUUCAGGAAGAGGAAGCCCCUGCAGUCAUUUAUUGCAUCAGUAUGCAGUGGUUCAGAGAGUGGGAGGGAUUUGUCAAAGGCAAGGACAAUGAGCCUCCUGGUCCGGUUGAUAAUACAAGGAUUGCUGUGAACAAGAGUGGUCAUAUUACAUUAAAGCAAGGAGCGGAUUCUGGACAGAUCUCUGAAGAAACCUGGAACUUCCUUCAUUCUAUCUAUGGCGGGGGUCCAGAGGUUACUUUGCGCCCCAAUAUUGCGCAUCAAGAAUCUGAAGCCUCCCAAGCAGAAGAGAAAAUCGAGAUGGAGACCCGUGCCGUGUAGUUUUUACACACAGCAGGCAAAACAAAUACACUUUGCACUUAACUUACUCUAGGAGCAUUCCCAGAAAGACUCUUUCUUGUUGUUGUAAAUUUAUAGGGGAAUUGUUAGAUUUGACAAUCAAUGGAAGGAGGACAUACCACCCCACCCCACCCCCCAGAGAAUAAUCUAACAUGUUGUGUUGCACUGAGCUACUGUACAGCUAUUCUAGUGUAAUGGUGUCCCUUAGCAAACCAGAUGGAGUAGAAAUCAGAUAAUUUGAUCCCUGCUAAUAUUUCUCUAAUAUAUAUACUGCAUAAAGUUCAAUUAACAAUCUAUAUUUAAGCAACUACUGUCUAAGAACAGUAAAAAAAAAAGUUAAAACUUUAUGAAAAAAAUGGUGCAGUAUUUGAAACGAUGAACAAAAAUAAGCAGGUUAUUGCAGUAGUUAGUAGUCGUGAGAAAGAACUGUCUUUUGCACUGUAUUGCAGACAAAGAAGCAGCACCUUGCACAUCUGACGCCUCCAAAUAAGUUUGAAUGUACUGGUACUUCCAUUUUCAAAUUGUUUUCCCAGAAGACUCACAUUUCUUAAACCAGUGACAAUAGAAAAGUCUGGCAACUGUUUUUGGAAGGCAUGCUUAAAGGAAAAACAAAGUGACUAUAAACUCUGGCCUCCUUCCAGGUCAUUUUUAUGUUGCGUUCAUUUGCAUGUAAAUGCAGCUUGCUGACCUAACGUACACUUGGGCAAAUUGCAACUGCCAAGGUAUGUACAGAAUACGUAAUGAUUUAUCCGGUCUGGUAUUUUCAACUGUUGCAUUCUGAAAUGAGGCAUUCUUCUGUGUAUCUGGGCAUGAUGUUUCUUAUGUUACAGUUCGAGGUGGGAAAAACUGUUAAAAACAACUGUAGUAUAUUUGAAAAAAAAAAACUGGAAUGCUUAACAGUAAAAUACAGUAUGUUCUGUCUUUGGCUGGUACUCUGUUACUAUUAUAACCUAAUAAUAAUUCAGAAAGUUACUUCAAUAAACGAGUGACCAAAACAUG
Molecule: messenger RNA, 3985 nt
Organism: Polyodon spathula (Mississippi paddlefish)
Lineage: Eukaryota; Metazoa; Chordata; Actinopteri; Acipenseriformes; Polyodontidae
Product: ubiquitin carboxyl-terminal hydrolase 33-like
Exons: 24
Coding region: 239-2968 (909 amino acids)
Biological process (GO): protein deubiquitination
Molecular function (GO): zinc ion binding; cysteine-type deubiquitinase activity
Source: RefSeq, a predicted model, not a curated record